This is a messenger RNA of Thecamonas trahens ATCC 50062, 1830 nucleotides long. RefSeq lists its product as uncharacterized. Gene Ontology annotation, molecular function: protein binding. The record is from RefSeq and is a predicted model, not a curated record. The transcript has a single exon. The coding region runs from base 1 to 1830 and encodes 609 amino acids. NCBI's taxonomy places the organism in Eukaryota, Apusomonadida, Apusomonadidae.
AUGUCGAGCCCGCUAUUUACCUCGCUGCCAUCGCCACUGGUGUGCGAGCUCAAGAGCAACACGUGGUCGCUGCUGGUUCCGCCACGCGGAUCGUACAUCCCGACGCCGCGACAUGGUCACGCAGGGGUGCUGUCGGCCGACGGAACGCGAGUGUAUAUCAUUGGCGGCAUCACCUCGUCGGCGCCGCUGGGCAGUCCGGACGGCUACGCGGCGCCGCCAUGGAUCGAGGUCUUUGAGGUGGGGACGGGGACGUGGCAGCUGCUGGAGGCUAUGGACGGGGAGGCGCCGGUGCCUCGACUGCUGCACGGCGCGGCGAUGGCCGCCGAGUGUCUGGUCAUUGCCGGUGGGCUGGUGUGGCACGACGACGCGCUGUGUCUCACUACAAGCAUCUCAGUCUUUGAUCUGACGACGCACACUUGGCACCGCCACGUGGCCGAGCUACCGGAGGCCGUUAUGGCGCCGAGCCUGGUCUGUGUGGGCGACUCACGGGUGGCGGUUGUUGGCGGCAACGUGGCGGUCAACCAUGCGUACACCACGUUUGGCUGGUUGGAACUGACACGAAGUGUGAGUGGCGACAUCAGCGUGACCUGGCAUGCCGCGGCGUGCAGCCUCAGCGAUGACGGCGCCAGGACUAACCGGUGCCUGUCGAUCUCAGCGACGCCACUGGAGGCGCGCGGCGGCGGCGGCAUGCUGGUAGUGGCGCGUUUUGCCACCGAGAUGGUGUGCUACGUGCUGGACGCCGAGCUGACACAGCUCCGGCGGGUGGGACCGGCCUUCCGUCUGGGUCUUUCGCAGGACAUGACGCUGAGCGUGCUGGCGGGCGUGGUGAGUGAGGAUGGGCGACGAGUGGUGCUUGUGCCGUGGAUCGACCUCAGCGUGCACGACCCAUCACUGAAGCUCCCCAGGAUGGCCACAGCGAAGAAACUCCUGCGGACGUUUGUCCUGGACGACGCGCCGAUCAAGGGCCCAUGCAGCCUGGUGGCGCUGGGACGGACGGCGGUGGUGAAAGAUGCGCUGGAUACAGUCAUGACAUCUCCGUCGGUUCCGCCGGCGAUGGUGGCCGAGCUGGUUGCCGAGGCGCGGCUCCGGAACUCGCUCCAGCCGAUCCACGUCGGCCUGUUUCGCACGCUAAGCGUGGCCCGCAUCUCAUGGGUCGACGUUGUUGACGAUGACUGGCUCAAGUCGCUCGUUCAUGCCUGCCCGCACCUGGUCGAGCUCGACAUCUCGGGCUCCAAGGGUGUGACUAGCGACGGACUGGUUGUCCUUGGCGCACUGCCGUGCCUUGAGCGGCUUGGGGUGGCCCACAUGGAGGCGACGCAGCACGAGAACACGAUCGACGACCUGUUGCUGAACCUGCCACAGAUCCGACAGCUCAACGCAAGCCACCUCCAUGCAACGUAUGGUGUGCACCAGUCGCGAGAUGCGCACCGAGAGUGGCAAGAAGUUGUGCGGCGGCUGGAUCAGUUUGUGCUCGACGGGCGGGUGCUGACAGUGCCGAUGGCCAUCGAGCUGGCUGAGCUCAAUGCCAGGGCAGUCUCUGUUGCCGGCUGCGGCUUGCUGUUUCUGCCGAAUCUCUACAACGAGAUCCGGCUCGGCUUUGGCACGUCUUUCACAGACCUUCACAGCUACUAUGGCGCGAUGGAGCGCGAGCACGGCAUGGUACUUGACAACGAUCUGCGCGAGCUCUGGACACACCGGCUGAGCUCGUUCUGCAUUGCCGCCGACCAGCCUGCACUCAUGAGCGAGAUCGAGCUCCUGCGGCGCGGCCUCUCCGUCCCCGACAUCGACAUGCUGUACUGGCUCGAUUCGGACGAGGACGACGACUGGUAG